AUUGAUUGUCAAAGAGUUCUAACUACUGAGCAUUAUAAGGUCUAUAGUUUAUUAGCUGGGAUGAAGCCAAUCAUGGAGCUAAAGAGUGCCAGAAGAUCUUGUAUGAAAUCUGGAAAACAGAAAACCAUACAGAAAUCCACAAAGAACUAUAAGAAGCACUUGGUUAGAGUCCUGGACCAGGCACAGCAGACAACAAGCCAACAGCUUUGGGCCCUUGAUGUCUUGACCAGAGAAGUUGCCCAUGCUGAUAGUUUCCCCUUGGUAGCAGCAGAAGCCGCACGACUCUGCCAUUACAAACCCCGAAGAGCCAUCACCAGCCCUGAGAUCUGCUCAGCACUGAGGGCACUAGAACGAGUCAAGAUGGUAACCCAAGGAUAGUCCAAGCUGGAGGCUGAUCUACUGCAGGUGGAGCAGGAUUUCUAGUAUAUGAAAUGGCAAGGCAUGUUUUAAUUAUAUGGAAAUAAAAGUAUUUUUAUUUAUCUGGUCUAGAUGCAGAUCCUUCCAUAAUCUAAUUUUAGGGUGGCAUGGGGUGCACUCUGCAACUUAACUGGAUACCCCAAGCUCAUGUCUGAUUCCGCAGGUGAAUUGUCUGUGCCAUGCUUUACACUGCUACAGAGUGCACUAAGGCGGAGUUCAGUGUAUUGUACCUAAAGGAUGUAGCUCUGUAAGUGCAUAUUAUCUACAUCACUGCGGAUUACCUAGCUAAGCGGGGGAGGUCUGACACCAUCAUGAGCAUGGAGGUUCCUUGCCCCCUGGGUGAAUUGGAGGGAUUAACCAUAUGUUUCUGAUGCAUUCACUUUAGGUCGAGUGGUCGCUCCUGCCCGAUCAGCUACUCUUAUCCUCUUAUGAAGAGCAUAGGAGAUGUCGUAUUGGGGUAGAAACAUUAAAGCUGUUUCCCAGUCAGUGUGCAUCUAGCAAAUACACUACCGCCACCAUGUACUGAGUUGUGGUUUGGAGACUAAGCAGAUCAAAGCAAAUAAUCAUGUAAACAGUGUUUGUGGGGAAAAUGAAGCUUUAUGGGGGAGAUCUAUCAAAACCUGUCCAGAGGAAAAGUUGAGUUGCCCAUAGCAACCAAUCACAUCGCUUUUUUCGUUUUUGAAAAGGCCCCUGAAAAAUUGGUGUUCUGAUUGGUCUCUAUGGGCAACUCGGCAACUUUUCCUAUGGACAGGUUUUGCUAAAUCUUCCCCCUAUUACUAUUCACAGCAAAUACUAAAGAGCUUUAGGCUACAUUCACACUAUUGCUGAGCUCCGUACUGUUCGGCACCAAACAGACUUG
Molecule: messenger RNA, 1276 nt
Organism: Hyla sarda
Lineage: Eukaryota; Metazoa; Chordata; Amphibia; Anura; Hylidae
Product: histone H2B-like
Exons: 3
Coding region: 61-378 (105 amino acids)
Molecular function (GO): protein heterodimerization activity
Source: RefSeq, a predicted model, not a curated record